Stereum hirsutum FP-91666 SS1 is the source of this 1596-nucleotide messenger RNA. RefSeq names its product cytochrome P450. The record is from RefSeq and is a predicted model, not a curated record. The transcript is spliced from 14 exons. NCBI's taxonomy places the organism in Eukaryota, Fungi, Basidiomycota, Agaricomycetes, Russulales, Stereaceae. Bases 1 to 1596 code for a protein of 531 amino acids. Gene Ontology annotation, molecular function: oxidoreductase activity, acting on paired donors, with incorporation or reduction of molecular oxygen; iron ion binding; heme binding.
AUGGUCGUUAUUACCAUAUCGCACGGAAGGCAUUGGUACAGGCAGCGUCACCUACGUCGUAUUCCAGGACCACCCUCGCAGUCGUUUGUCUUCAAAGGUAAUCUUCAGCAGAUCUUCAGCUUACAAGGCUGGGACUUUCACAAGCGCAUGGUACAGCGAUAUGGGAGGGUGGUCAAAAUCUGGGGAUUCUUUGGGGACGCUCAACUGCACAUCGCUGAUUCAAAAGCUCUAUACAAUGUUUUGAUAAAGGACCAGGAUAUAUUCGAGGAGACAGACGCGUUCAUUGAGGCCAAUAAACUGUUCUUUGGACCUGGUUUGCUCGGUACUCUCGGAGACCUUCAUCGACGCCAGCGAAAGCUCCUCGUCCCCAUUUUCUCAGCCAACCACAUGCGUUACAUGACACCCAUCUUCUACAAGAUCACACAUCAGCUCGAGGAUGUACUACGGAUCAAGCUAGCCAAUGGUCCACAAGAGGUUGACAUGAAGGAAUGGAUGACCCGCGUUGCAUUGGAGAUCAUAGGCCAGAGCGGGCUUGGAUAUUCCUUUGAGACACUAGACGAAAGCAAAUCAAACCAAUAUGCGAUAGCAGUCAAGAUGCUUUUCCCGGCCUUUGGUGGCAUCCCAGUACUGCGGAAAUUACUUCCAUACCUCUGCAAUCUGGGUACCCCUUCUCUCCGCCGCUUCGCCGUACGGUUCUUACCUUCCAAGAGCGUUCAGCUGCUGAUCAAGGCAACAAACACCAUGGAUGAGAUGUCAAGGAAUAUAUUUUACGAAAAGAAAGCAGCCUUGAAAAAAGGAGAUGAUUCAGUCGUGCACCAAAUUGGCGAGGGUCGGGAUAUCAUGAGCAUUCUGAUGCGAUCAAACCUCAAUGGCGACGAAAAGGACCGUAUGCCUGACUACGAGUUACUCGGCCAGAUGUCGACUCUAGUGUUUUCUGCGAUGGACACGACUUCUGCUGCCUUAUCCCGCAUCUUCCUACUAUUGUCCCUCAAUCCCGAAGUCCAGGACAAGUUGCGUCAAGAGAUAGUUGAUGCUCGGAAGGAGUACGGCGGUGACAUGGAUUACGACGAUCUCAAUGCGCUUCCGUAUCUGGAGGCCAUCUGCAGGGAAACUCUUCGCGCUUACCCACCCAUAAACCAAGCUCCUAGGAUUGCACGUCGGGAUACUAUCCUUCCUCUGAGGUCGCCGAUCAAGGGGAGUGACGGUAGUACCAUCAACGAGGUAUACGUCCCGAAGAACACGACUGUCAUCAUAGGCAUUAGAACCUUGAAUACCGAUCCGCUCAUUUGGGGUCCUGACGCUGCUGAGUGGAAGCCGGAAAGAUGGCUCUCACCUCUUCCAGAGAGCGUGACCAAUGCACGCAUCCCGGGUGUGUACUCAAAUAUGUUAACUUUCCUAGGAGGAGGGAGGGCAUGCAUUGGUUUCAAGUUCUCUCAGAUGGAGAUCAAGAUAAUUCUAUCCCUACUCAUUCCCAGUUUCCGAUUCUCUACCACCGAAAAGAAGACCGACUGGCUCAUGGGUAUUGUGGCCUUUCCCGUGGUGUUAGGUAGCACGAAGCCAUCCAUGCCGCUGAUACUUACACCUAUCGAAGCGUAG